This is a messenger RNA of Cyclopterus lumpus (lumpfish), 1095 nucleotides long. RefSeq lists its product as uncharacterized. Gene Ontology annotation, cellular component: late endosome; phagocytic vesicle; lysosome. The record is from RefSeq and is a predicted model, not a curated record. Gene Ontology annotation, biological process: phagosome-lysosome fusion; endosome to lysosome transport. NCBI's taxonomy places the organism in Eukaryota, Metazoa, Chordata, Actinopteri, Perciformes, Cyclopteridae. The transcript is spliced from 5 exons. Gene Ontology annotation, molecular function: GTPase activity; GTP binding. The coding region runs from base 71 to 649 and encodes 192 amino acids.
UUUCCGAGGAGCUCUUGAAGGCGCCAGCGGCUGAAGCUCAGGUGCAAACAGAACCUGAACCGACCUGAACAUGAACGACAGGAAAAGUCCGCUGACACUGAAAAUAAUCCUGAUCGGAAGCUCCGGGGUGGGGAAAUCCUCCUUCAUGAACAGGUACGUGAAUCACCGCUUCACCAAAAUGUACCGGGCCACGGUGGGGACGGACUUCCUCUCCAAAACGAUCAACGUAGACGGGGACGCGGUCACCCUUCAGAUCUGGGACACGGCAGGGACGGAGAGGUUCCAGUCUCUGGGCACUCCUCUGUACAGGGCAGCCCACUGCUGCAUGCUGGUGUUCGACGUCACAUCCGCGGCCAGUUUCUCCGCUCUGGAGCAGUGGAGGAUGGAGUUCCUGGUCCAGGGCGAGCCUCAGGACCCUCAACACUUCCCCUUCAUUGUGCUGGGCAACAAGACUGACCUCAGCACCCGCGAGGUCAGCCGGUGUCGGCCAGCAGGGCCCUGCAGUGGUGCGUGGAGGUGGGCGCCGAGUACUUCGAAGGGAGCGCGAGAGACGGCGUGGACGUGGAGAGGCCGUUCCUGGCAGCCGCUCGCAGCGCCGUGCAACAGUACAAAAAACACACAUUGGAAAAUACAGGACAUUUCCAGAUAACCUGCAAACAGCCGAGAGAAACUCGCAACACCUGCGAGUGCUGAGAGCAGCACUCGUCCCAGUCGGGGAGGGAAAGUUCAGAGAGACCUCGGCACUGCUGAUGAUGACCUAUCUAACGAGGGUGCAAAAAUAGUGACCCGGCAAAGGUACUGUGGAAGGAAAGGACACAAUUGUAUACCACGUAGAGAGAGAGAGAGAGAGGAACAAACUCAGUAAAGUUUUUUUUUUUUUCUUGUUUUCGAGAACCUUCAGCUUAUGGUCUAACUUAAGGCAUCACUACUAAAUUACACUGUGUUUUGCAUGCAUGUCUAGUUUUUGUUCAACAGACACACUGACACACACACACACAAAAAUGAUGAAUGCAUAUGAAGAGUUUGAAAUCGGGAGGAACCCACAAAACAUGGAAAAAAAACAAACAAACAAAAAAAACACUCCCCCCCCACCCC